UUUAAAAAACUUACUGAACUCCAAGCCUUUUUAACCGAACGGAAUAUUUUCACUACUCCUUGGGGCAAGAAAGGAAUUGAAAAUAUUAGGAAUUUGAAACUCUAUAACCAUAAGACUACAAAUCAAUCUGAAACUAAGUUUAAAGAGAAAGCCAGAGAACCAAAACCCAAGCAACUCAGUCCCGAACAAAAAUAUUUUCAGAAGAAACAAGAAUUAGAAAAGCAAGUAAACCAUCACCCGCAAAAAGAAAAUCUGAAUAUCUGCUAUAUUUAUAAAAAUGAGCAGCCAACCUUUCGCCAAGUUCCUGAUAUCACUAAUGAGAUAAUUGUUCACCAUUUAGAAAAUGCUUGUCGCCGUUAUCAACGAAACUAUACUGAACUGCUAGUUUGUGAUUUACAAUUUAAAGCUCAGAAGUUAGCCGUGCGUGGCAUCUUAGCCAAAGUAUUACAGAAAUUUACUGAAUAUUCGACUUAUACUUUGGAACAACUGAAAGAAAAAGACCAACACUUCUAUUAUAUUAUUGAUAAAAAGAAAAAGAAAUUAGUCAUCGAAAAAAUUAGAAAAAUAAAAGAGGAGAUGAAUUUACCAGUUAAUGUCGAGUUAGCACCACACACGCUCAGAAGGUGUUUUGCUACUUAUAAUGCUAUUUCUGGCAUGCCUUUACCGGUCUUGCAGAAA
Ambispora gerdemannii is the source of this 678-nucleotide messenger RNA. The record is from the annotation of a GenBank genome assembly. Lineage: Eukaryota; Fungi; Glomeromycota; Glomeromycetes; Archaeosporales; Ambisporaceae.